GGGAGGGAGGGGCCAUUCCCGGUCACCCCGGAAGGGCAGGUGUCACGAAGCCCUCGGGAGGGCUGACGUACCAGAAGUGCACCCCAAGCUCGCCAGGCUCCAAGGUUUGAGCAGCUCCCGCACAGAUCCAUCCCGGGGUCCCUGACAGCACCUGCCUGAGAUGCCCGGACAGUCCCUUGGCAUCAUGGGUGCUCUGGGCCGGCCCGGGGUCGUGGCGCUCACCUAUGUCCUGACCACUCUGGAGCUCACCUGCCUCUUCAUGCAGUUCUCCAUCCUGCCAUAUCUCUCCCGGACACUGGGCCUGGAUUCUGUCGCCUUUGGCUACCUACAAACGAUCUUCGGGAUGCUUCAGCUGCUGGGCGGGCCUGUGUUCGGCAGGUUCGCAGACCAGCGCGGGGCGCGGGCAGCGCUCUCGCUGUCUUUCAUGGCGGCCUCCACGAUCUACCUGCUCCUAGCGGCCGCCUGCAGCCCGUCCCUGCCCGGCGUCUUCUUGCUCUUCGCCUCGCGCCUGCCGGCGGUGCUAAUGCACACACUGCCAGGCGCCCAGAUGAUCAUCACCGACCUGACGGAGCCUGCGGAGCGGCCCGCAGCUCUGGGCCGGCUCGGUCUCUGCUUUGGCAUCGGCGUCAUCCUCGGCUCCCUGCUCGGCGGGACACUGAGUACCGCGUGCGGGAUCCAGUGUCCAGCCAUUGUGGCUCUUGUGGCCAACCUCCUAGGAGCCAUCCUCAGCUUUACCUGCAUCCCUAGCAGCACAAAGCAGACCGGCGUCACUGCCCAGGCACCCCCACCAGGUGCAGCCAAGACCAGUGUGUUUGACCUGAAAGCCAUCAGCCGCCUGUUGUUGCUACCUGGAGUCCUGCCUGUGUUCCUAGUCAAGGUGAUCUCUGGCUUCCCCACUGGGCUCUUCCUGGUCAUGUUCUCCAUCAUCUCCAUGGACUUCUUCCAGCUGGAGGCUGCCCAGGCCGGCUAUCUCAUGUCCUUCUUUGGGGUCCUCCAGAUGGUGAUCCAGGGCCUGGUCAUCGGAAGGCUGAGCAGAUAUUUCUCGGAAGAAGCCCUGCUGCGGGCCAGCGUGCUUGUCUUUGCUGUGGUGGGACUGGCCAUGGCACUGAUGUCCAACGUCUUCCACUUCUGCCUCCUGAUGCCCGGUUUGGUAUUCAGUCUCUGCACCCUCAAUGUGGUCACCGACAGUAUGCUAACCAAGGCUGUGUCCGCCUCAGAUACAGGCGCGUGGGCAGUGGGAGAGGCGGAACCGGAGUUUCCCCACGGCAGACUCUGAGCGUGGGCAGGUCCUCACCGGCUUUUGUCAGUGCCAAGCUCAGAGGCCUGAGCAGUGGGGAGCAGAACUUGGCCACCUCCGAGGCCUGGGCAUAAAGCGGAGUAUAUCGCAUCUGGAGACCUGGGCUGGGCAGCGGCCUCUGGCUUAGAGAGUACUGUCCUCAAUGUGACAGUGUUAGCCAUGAUCAUAUGCAGUAUAUCCACACUGGGACAACUGACCAGAUGCAGGAAGAUGUGGGCUCACAUCAGGCAAGGACAAAUGGUGCUUCUUGAGUCAGGGAAGGGGGCUUGUCUUUUUUUGUUUGUUUGUUUGUUUGUUUGUUUUUCGAGGUA
Molecule: messenger RNA, 1608 nt
Organism: Jaculus jaculus (lesser Egyptian jerboa)
Lineage: Eukaryota; Metazoa; Chordata; Mammalia; Rodentia; Dipodidae
Gene: Slc67a1
Product: solute carrier family 22 member 18
Exons: 11
Coding region: 161-1276 (371 amino acids)
Biological process (GO): transmembrane transport
Molecular function (GO): transmembrane transporter activity
Source: RefSeq, a predicted model, not a curated record